This is a messenger RNA of Cladophialophora bantiana CBS 173.52, 627 nucleotides long. RefSeq lists its product as uncharacterized. The transcript is spliced from 2 exons. The record is from RefSeq and is a predicted model, not a curated record. Bases 1 to 627 code for a protein of 208 amino acids. NCBI's taxonomy places the organism in Eukaryota, Fungi, Ascomycota, Eurotiomycetes, Chaetothyriales, Herpotrichiellaceae.
AUGUCGCUUUCCGGCAAGAUGACGCUCAUCACAGGCGGCGGCAAGAAUCUCGGUGCGCUGAUCGCCACCCUCUUCGCGGCCGAAGGGUCUAAUUUGGCUCUGCACUACAACUCUUCAUCGACGCGAAAGGCCGCCGAGGCCCUCGCUGCAGACCUCUCCUCCAAGCACAAGGACGUCAAAGUCAACGUCUACCAAGGGGACCUGACCACCGCGGCAAAUGUCGAGACACUAUUCAACAGCGUCGCCGCGGACUUUGGCCCGAAGCUGGACAUCGUGAUCAACACGGUCGGCAUGGUUCUCAAGAAACCACUCGUCGAGAUCUCCGAGAAGGAAUACGAUACAAUGUUCGCGAUCAACUCGAAAGCGGCCUUCUUCAUCACCCAGGAAGCCGCCAGGCGGAUCAGCGACGGUGGCAAGAUCAUCAACACGGUGACUAGCCUCCUAGCCGCGUACGCGCCAUCCUACACUUCCUACCAAGGGAGUAAGAGUCCCGUGGAGUGGUUCACCAAGGGGCUGAGCAAAGAGUUGAUGCCAAGGGGGAUCAGCGUCAACGCGGUCGCUCCAGGGCCGAUGACCUGCUGGUGCAUUGCUGCCUCUGUAAACCUCAGGCGGGAGAAAAAGAUUUAA